Messenger RNA from Caretta caretta (loggerhead turtle), 3324 nucleotides. RefSeq names its product adaptor related protein complex 1 associated regulatory protein (gene AP1AR). Gene Ontology annotation, cellular component: endosome. The record is from RefSeq and is a predicted model, not a curated record. Gene Ontology annotation, biological process: regulation of Arp2/3 complex-mediated actin nucleation; negative regulation of substrate adhesion-dependent cell spreading; negative regulation of cell motility. Gene Ontology annotation, molecular function: AP-1 adaptor complex binding; kinesin binding. Lineage: Eukaryota; Metazoa; Chordata; Testudines; Cheloniidae.
GCAUGCUCGCACCUGCCGGCUCCUCCCGCCGCGGGUCGCAUGCGGCACGCAGGGGACGGGUGCACCAGGCCGCUGUUAGGGGCUGCGCGCCUGGGGAGCGGUAGCUGCGGGGCCAUGAGGCUGGCGGAGGGGAGCUCCGGCCGGGCGCUCCUUCCCCCUCCGCAGCGAGCGUAGCCGCCGCUUGGGGCAGAGCCGUCCCUUCCCCCGCCCCGGCCAUUGAUGCAGCUGCCGUUGGGCGGCAGCGGUGGCGCGCGCCGCAGAGGGGCCGUUUGAUUCCGGGCCGGUAACUGUCGGUACCGGCCGCUGCCUGUGGUCGGGCCGAGGCCUGGGGCUGCCCCCAGUAUGCGAUGGGGAACUGCUGGGCGCAGUGGUGCUGCGGCCUCUUCUUGCGGAGAGAAGCGGGGCGGAUCCAGCGAGGCGGAGGAUCAAAGUAUUUUAGAACAUGUUCAACUGGAGAACACUUCACUAUAGAGUUUGAGAAUCUAGUGGAAAGUGAUGAGGGAGAAAGCCCAGGAAGCAGUCAUAGACCUCUGACGGAGGAAGAAAUUGCUGCUCUGAGAGAGAGACAUUAUGAUUCCAUUGCUGAAAAACAGAGAGCAUUUGAUAUGAAACUUCAGUCAGAGUUAGCCUUACAAGAGGAGAAGUUAAGAAUAGAAGAAGAGGCUUUAUAUGCUGCACAACGUGAAGCAGCCAGGGCAGCAAAGCAGAAAAAGCUCUUGGAGCCACAUAGAGUACAGAGGAUUAUGCAGCGAGCACCAGCAGCUAAUAAUGGAGAAUAUCAAAGCUCAGUGGCAGAGGAGGAGUUUGAUUGGUCUUUGAGAAAUAUAAAGAUCCACUAUGAAGCUUUUCGAAGUAGCAGACUUUCAUCUGAUGCUACCAUUCUGACACCAAACACGGAGAGCAGCUGUGACUUAAUGACCAAAACAAAAUCAACAAGUGGAAAUGAUGACAGCACUUCACUAGAUUUAGAGUGGGAAGAUGAAGAAGGCAUGAACAGAAUGAUUCCAUUGAGAGAGCGCUCUAAAACAGAAGAAGAUAUACUCCGAGCAGCACUAAAAUUUAGCAGCAAGAAGACAGGAAGUAAUCCAGCCUCAGCUUCUGAUGAUUCAAAUGGCUUGGAGUGGGAGAAUGAUUUUGUUAGUGCUGAGAUGGAUGAUAAUGGCAAUUCAGAGUAUGCUGGAUUUGUGAAUCCUGUAAUAGAACUGUCUGUGUCAGACAUAAAUAAAUCCGAUGCUGAUCAACAAGACAGAUAGUGAAAUUGUGUGGCUGUUAUUAAUGGCAAAAUGUUUAAAGUUAAAUGGAGUGUACAGAAUUUGAGUCUUGUGUAAGAAAAGGAAGGAAACCAUAUUGUAAUGCUCUUUAGCAAGGAAUUGGAAUGAUUGGUUAUCUGAAUUACUUCAGAAAUUAAGUGCAAUUUUAUCAUCUACCUUAUGUUUAUGAAAAUACUGGGUUGAUUCUGUCUUGUAUAUUUCUGGAAAUUUGGGAUUCGUAUAAAAUUAUCUGCACUAAUUUAAGAUUCUCAGCUUGACAUAAACUAUAUUUUAAGUAGCCACUUUGUUUCAAUAUAUUUCUCCUGAUUUUGUUUUACAUGUUGUCAUUGGGCUAAUAUUUAUCUUGAAAAUAAAUAUUUUACAUAAGUUAUCUUAAUACUUGAAUGUAUUAAGUGGUGGAUAAGGUUCUGUGGCCUGCAAUAUGCAGGAGGUCAGACUAGAUUAUCAUGAUUGUCCCUUCUGACCUUAAAGUCUGAGAAUGUGAAAGCGGUGAGAGAUUACUUUUAUAAAUUGCCUUUUUCCAUUAUCUAUUUGAUUUGUUCUUUAACAUAGGGAGGCAGAGUCAAUAGUUUAUCACAUGUGAAAUUGUCUAUUUGCAAUUGGUUUAUUACCUCAACUUAUUUCUUACCUUUUUUUAUUUGAAUUAUUUUCUUGUACCAAUCAUGAUGAUUCCAAUGGCAUAUCCAAUAGAAAUUUUUUUUACAAGAUUUAUCAUGUAAAAUGAUGUAUUGUGUUUAGUGAAAGUAUGCUACCUAAAGAUUUUUUAUAGCUGCUUUUCUGUACUUUAACAGAAAAUUUUGAAAUUUGAAAGUUAAAGGAAAAUUUAGAGGACCAAAGGUUCAGUUUUUUUCACUUACAACUCAUCAAAUGCUGCUAGUACCAAAGUGUUUAGAGAUAUUUUUAACUUGUGGAAUACUUACAAUUUCUUCAGCUUUGUAUGAAUAAUUCUUAAAGGCAGCAUUAUGUGAACAGACUUGCAGUAUAUGGAAAAAGAAAAGGAGGACUUGUGGCACCUUAGAGACUAACCAAUUUAUUUGAGCAUAAGCUUUCGUGAGCUACAGCUCACGAAAGCUUAUGCUCAAAUAAAUUGGUUAGUCUCUACGGUGCCACAAGUCCUCCUUUUCUUUUUGCGAAUACAGACUAACACGGCUGUUACUCUGAAACCUGUCAGUAUAUGGAAAAAAUCACUUCUCUGCUAGGUUUGAAAGAAAGAGAUCCUAAAACAGAGUUCCCGUGGCUAUAUUAACACAAACAGGAAUACACAUCCUUUCCAGUUACAAAGCAGUACAUUGAACUUUUCAAGCUUUCCUGUGCUUUGUAACUGGAUAGUUACCAUCGCUGAUAUGGGCUGAAACUUAAGCAGGCCUUCAGUUACCGCUGCCCAUGUGGAAUCUGAUGCAUAAUUUCCCCUUACAUUUUGAUUAUGAAUUAUAUAAAACAAAAACUAACUGGAGAAACUGUGUAAAGCACAACUGUAAAUGUGUUUUUUCUGAGCUAGCAGUAAAGCUUUACUCUCCUAAUGUAAAUUGUAUGUUCCUCUAUAGCGUCUUUCUGAAUAAGGAUUUUCAUGUGUGGCUCUUUAUUUUUAGCAUAAAGGCAAUGCACUUCCUCAAAGUUACAAAAAGCUACAUCAUCAGAAAUAACUAAGUAUAUAUUGUCUAAAGCGUGUCUAAAGCAUUUAGAUUUCUGAGCCCCUAUAAUAUGGCAGGUUCAUGGCAGUUUGAUCUUCCUCAUGCCUUUUAUCUAAAAUUAAAAUACCAGACGCUUUGACUAAAUAUGUACAUACAAUGACACUUUAGGAAACAGCUAAAUCUUUUAAUGUAUUUAACAUUCCAUUUCUUAAUUUAAGUUGUAGCUAUGUUGUUGGAAAUAUUUUAAUGUAAUAUUUACAUUUGCAAUGCCGCUAAUAUGUUUUUUAAGAGUUUGUACGCAUCAAAUGUAUAUUUUUGUUUUGGUGUAAGCAACUACUGUGUAAUGUUUUUCUUGACAUAUUCAUAUAUUGAAUUCUAAGGAAGGGCAACUUUCUCAAGCUGUAAAUAAACUUUUUUUUUUU